AUGAAGCUUUCGUUGUCGUCGUCGUCGUCGUCGUCGUCGUCUUUCUCUCUCCUCAAGUUCUCUGCGUCGAACUCUUUGAACUCUGGCUUUGCUUUGCUUCCGAAUUUUCGUUUCUCUCUCUUCCCCCGUUUUCUCUCUCCUCCUGCAAAUCCCCUCUCCUCUGCGAUUCACGUUCACCCAGUUCAUAGCUUUGUACUUCUUACAUUCGCAUCUUCUCUCAUUCAUCAUUUUUUCGUGAAAGAUUUAGAAGCAGAGUUGAAGAAAAACAUUAAAGUUGAACCGGUAGAAGAUCCAGAAGGAAUUAUGUCAUUGUGUUAUAAGAAUGAUGCAGAUAUGGAUGUACCGAUUGUUAAGGUGCGCUUUGCUGGGGCAGAACUCGAACUCAAGCCUUCAAAUACAUUUGUUAAAGUGCAGGAAGAUAUGGUGUGUUUUGCAAUGAUACCAGCAACUGAAGUGGCUAUCUUUGGGAAUUUGGCACAGAUGGAUUUUCUUGUAGGGUAUGAUCUUGAAGAGGGAAAAGUCUCCUUUAAAUCAGCUAAUUGCUCUCACCUUCAAUUCUGAUGUAGUGCUGUGCUGCAGUAGUUGUUCACUGAUGUGUGUUAUUUUUAGAGUUCCUUUGACUCUUUGGCAUGUUGGCCAAAGUUGACUUUUGUUGGAUUCUUGGCUUUUGUUCUAGUUUCAGUAGGUUUUUAGUUGAUGAUGCUGCCUGGCUGCUUGUUUUUUUGAUUUACUUUUUUGUUUUUGAAGAUCGGGCCUUUACUUUUGAAUAAUUUUGAUUUACUUUUUUGGGUUUUUGCUUUACUUUUAUUUAUUCUAUUUAAAAACACUA
Messenger RNA from Spinacia oleracea (spinach), 829 nucleotides. Its product is annotated as probable aspartic protease At2g35615. Lineage: Eukaryota; Viridiplantae; Streptophyta; Magnoliopsida; Caryophyllales; Amaranthaceae. The record is from RefSeq and is a predicted model, not a curated record. The transcript is spliced from 3 exons. Bases 1 to 561 code for a protein of 186 amino acids. Gene Ontology annotation, cellular component: extracellular region.